Messenger RNA from Symbiodinium natans, 732 nucleotides. The record is from the annotation of a GenBank genome assembly. Lineage: Eukaryota; Dinophyceae; Suessiales; Symbiodiniaceae.
AUGGCACAAGACGCGCCGGCAGCUGCUGCGGAAGCACCCCCAGAUCGCCCCAUCGCCUCCACGCCAGAGCUGACGUCGCAGGCGGAAUGGCCCUGGCGGAAGGUAGAGAAAGCUUCCAGCUGUGAAGAGAAAGAGGCCACCGAGGUGCCAGAGGACCAUAUCCUGAGCUUCCGCAGAGACCUCUGGGACAAGUUUGAUUAUCUCUGGCGAGAAAGAAUCGAGCCUUCCCACGGUUUGCUGCAGAAGGUGGCAGAUCUUCUGAGAAGCCGAGCGGAGCUGGAACGGAAGUAUGGCGAGAGCCUUCUGAGCUUUGGGGGGGAUAUCCAGGUCGAGCCAGGUAACCCCGUCCACAGCGCAGUUGAUGCCAUGAUCGUCAACUUCCGCAAUCGCGGGGAGCAGUCCAUCACAUUGGCUGAUGAGCUGGAGCAAGACAUCAUUGUUUGCUUUGACACCGUCAUUAAGCAGCACAAGGAGGUGUCGAGAAAGAUCCACUCCGACAUGCAGCUUGUGCUGAGAUAUGCUCAGGAGAGGCGCAAAGCGCACGACAAGCUGGCGAGAAGGUAUGGUUCUCGCUGCGUGGAGGCUGAGCAUUUGGCACAGGACUGUUUGCAGGCAAUUUCCAUGAAGACCGCUGACCGAAUGAAAUUGGCCCAGCAAGUGGGAAGCUUGGAGCUUCUUCGUUUUGGCAUGUCCUAUCUGUUCAUUGCCCAAAACAGACUGCCUCAGAUCUAA